AUGGCUCUCACUGGAAGUAAAGCAGAAUUGUUGGAUGCCCAGAAGGUUACGGCUGAGCUCUUGACCCAGCAGGCCGCGCCGCCGCGCGUUGAACCUCCCGCUGCACCGAUUGCUGUCAAGCUUGAUGGAAAAAAUUAUGGUGGAUGGUCCCGGGUUGUUGAGAUGUAUGUCUCGAGCAAAGACAAACCGGGCUAUUUGAAUGGUGGUUCUCCCGAGCCCCCUCCUACUGAUCCGUUUUUUCGACAAUGGAAGACCGAUGAUUCUACGUUGAAAGGUUGGCUUAUCAAUUCUAUGGAUCCAGCUUUGAUACCAAACUUUAUUCGGUUUCCCUCUGCUAAAGCCGUAUGGGAUUCCGUGGCAACGACCUUUUUUGAUGGAUUUGACACCUCCCAAAUCUAUGAUCUUAAGAGGCAGAUUUCUCAAUUGAAGCAAGGCGGUGGAUCCAUCGAGAAAUAUUACAAUGAUCUUCAAGGGCUCGGGCGUGAGAUUGAUUUUCGACGUCCUAAUCCUAUGCAAUUCCCGGCCGAUAUUCUAAGGUACAAUGCCAUUGUCAAUGAAGAUCGAGUUUAUAUUUUUUUGGACGGUCUCGAUGACCGUCUGGAUAAUGUUCGUGCUGAUGUUACGAAGAUGGAUCCAUUCCCCACUAUUGAGCAAGCUUAUGCUUGGGUCGGGCGAGAGGAUAUGCGCUAAUCUGUCAUGCUGUCCACUCCCGUCGGGGUUACCUCUGGUUACGCCAUGGCGUCGCAGCGAGGCAAGAGUGAUCCGCAUCUCCAGUUAGUGCCUUCUAUCCCGAGAGCUCGCUCUAGACCUGGUAUGCCAA
Messenger RNA from Rhodamnia argentea, 820 nucleotides. RefSeq lists its product as uncharacterized. The transcript has 2 exons. The coding region runs from base 1 to 690 and encodes 229 amino acids. The record is from RefSeq and is a predicted model, not a curated record. NCBI's taxonomy places the organism in Eukaryota, Viridiplantae, Streptophyta, Magnoliopsida, Myrtales, Myrtaceae.